UUUACCAUGCUGUGGCGGCGGUGGUAGAAGCGUCAUACCUCCCCGGUGCGCCGUGGCGGGUGGUCGUGUCCCGGAUUGUGCUAUUCCAUUCCCGGUUUUGAAAUUACGUGUCAGACGAGUUCGCGGAUAUAUUGUGUUAGUGAUAUUUCUCGUAAUUAAUAUCUAAGACGAAUCGAAGGCACCCGUUUUCAUACAAAAUUCAUAAUUUAUCAUUCUCAAUUUUUCGGUCACUUAUAUAAGCGUUGUCAAUUUUAAAAAUAAUUUGUCCAAACUUUUAAUAAUAUUUCUAUUUAGAAAAAAAAUAAUAUACAUAUUAAAGAGGUUUGCUUACUUUAUAUCGUUUGACAAAGAAUUCCUUAUUCAAAAUGCACCGCCAUUUUCUUUGUCUAAGCUUGUUCAUUUUCGCGGGCUAUUGCGAUGCGAACUAUUGCCGGGACGCGAACCUGUGCUGCCCGGGGAGGGAUAGUUCCUGCGUCGUUCAGAAGGCGCACCAGAACGCCAUUAUUGAGGACCUAACCGACAAGCCUUGUUACUGUGACCACGCUUGCUUGAAAUUGGGAGAUUGUUGCCCCGACUUCCGGGAGACUUGCGGAGUGAUCGAUUGCGUUGUUUCAAGCUGGGGCUCGUGGUCGGAAUGCGAUACCACCUGCGGCUCUGGGAGCAUGGUGCGAACGCGUAGGAUCGUGCAAGCCCCAGCGCAUGGAGGUCGGCACUGCCCCUCGCUGGUCCAGCGGAGGGCAUGCCAAGAACAUCAGGGGUGCUCAUCGGAUAGUGACGUACCAUUACGAGACGAAACAGCGAUGCUCUUACCGGGAGGACUUUCGGUCAGUCGACAUUCGAACGAGACAGUGGACAUCCGCAAAAACUUGAGACUUCGCAACCCAGACGAUCCUGAAUCUAAUUCGCACAGAGAGUACUGCGCUCAAUACGAAGUGACUAAAGUCUCGAAAGCCUGCCACGCGGAUUCGGACUACAAAGCGUUGAGGGAAGGCAAUACUGUAUGCGUGCUUUGCGAGUCGGCCGCUUUAAGACGUGACUUGAAAUGGAGAUGUAAUGGCCAUGGCGUCUCUGGACACACGACGCGCUUCUACGCGCUCGUAGCUCCACACUGUCACGGGAAGUGGAUCAGAUCCGACCACGACCUGGACAAGACAAGCGACUGCUGCACCAACCCUGACUUCAUCUUUGUUUGAGAACGCGCGACAAAAAAAAAAAUUAUUCCGCAAUCAAUAAUAAACCGAAUAUUAUUAUGUAUUUUUCAAAUUGAAAUCUCAAAAUUAAUUUAACGCAAUUUUAUCAGGCAAAUUGAUUUGUUUGUUUUUUUUUUUUCGUUAAACGCGGGUAGUUGAUAACAUUUGCGGGCUUUGACUUCGUUUUUCGUAUUAUGGAGGGUAGACGUAAGGAGAAUCAUUUGAUAUGGGAGUAAAGUUGAAAAAGUUGUAUGCUAUAAAUAACAGUUCAAAAACCUAUCACAAUGUCGCUGGUGUAGACAAAGAGUAUGGUAUGAAUGAAUGAAUGAAGCAUUUGUAGAUGAACUAAAGUAUGCCGAGUAAAAAAGAUAUGAUCAUUUCGACUAAACCAGUUAAUUAUUGAAAAUUUCAACAAUUUAAAUUGGCACUUCCUUUAAAAUUUACCCUAAUGCUAAUGUGGCGCCAUCUUAAUUUAAUACAUUUCAACGGACUUUUUCUAUAUUUAUACACAGUUGGUUUUUCUUACCUCUAACCUCCAUAAUUCGUAUGAAUGCGCUCACAGCUGACAGUACUAAAAUAAUAUUGAGGUAAUUGAAGAAAAUAUAUUGAGCAUGACCAAGUUUGAAUUUAUGAUACCAAUAUCUUUAAUAUGUGAAUAAAAAUACUUUGAGAAAAUAUUAAGAAAUUAAUUUGAUCACAAGCUAAUAAUGAUUUCAAAAAUAUGUUCCCGAACAAUUCCGUUGUAUUUGUAAAUUUAUUAAAUAUGAACUCAAUUUACUAUGUAAUAUUUUAUAAGUAACAAACAGAUGUUAUAAUGGCAGAUUAAGUUACGGGUGAAUCUUUGUAAUAAAUAAUUAAAAAAGGGAAAUAGAGACAAACAAAAAAAAAUCGUCAAAAGUAUCCUUAAGUUGCUGGAAAUUAAUAAAAAAUAAUAAUAAUGCAUGUAUAUUCGUGUUUUAAAAUUAAUUUCAGCAUCAAAAUGUGAAACAGUAAAUUUUAUUUGAAAAGGUUUUGUUUUUGGAGAUUAGUUAUAGCAAUGUUUUAUUUUACCAAAAAAUGAACACCUCAAGAAUAGAAUACAUUAAAAUGUCACAAUUCUAGAUAAUCUAUAGCUAUUAUGUAAAAGAGAACAUCCAUUUUUUUCUAGUUAACAUAAUUGUCGUACUUUAAAAACAAAAGAAAAAGACGGCGCAUUCUAAUAAAAAUUCUCAUUUCAAAAUUAUGCUAUAAAAAUCCUACCCAAUGCGCUGUUUAUUUUUUUUGUUUGAAUGGGUACAUACUUACUUUUUAUUUCUAGUUUUAGUCUAGUUUAGUAAUGUAAUUCUAGUUUGUAAUAAUAAUCUUUUGAUAAAACUAAAAUACUCUGAUUACAUUAAAUAACAUAUCCGUUAUUUGUGUAAAUAAAUAAUUAUGUUUAAUAAAGUAAUGAAAAAUGAA
Molecule: messenger RNA, 2627 nt
Organism: Bombyx mori (domestic silkworm)
Lineage: Eukaryota; Metazoa; Arthropoda; Insecta; Lepidoptera; Bombycidae
Product: somatomedin-B and thrombospondin type-1 domain-containing protein
Exons: 6
Coding region: 366-1193 (275 amino acids)
Source: RefSeq, a predicted model, not a curated record